This is a messenger RNA of Orussus abietinus, 6519 nucleotides long. RefSeq names its product kinesin heavy chain (gene Khc). Bases 410 to 3322 code for a protein of 970 amino acids. Gene Ontology annotation, molecular function: microtubule binding; ATP binding; microtubule motor activity. The record is from RefSeq and is a predicted model, not a curated record. NCBI's taxonomy places the organism in Eukaryota, Metazoa, Arthropoda, Insecta, Hymenoptera, Orussidae. Gene Ontology annotation, biological process: microtubule-based movement. The transcript is spliced from 14 exons.
UGAGAGUUCCAGACUGUUGAGGACGUACAACGUGCGUUAAAAUCGUCACGCCUCGUCGAAGCGACUCUCGAGUUAUGCCCGGCUGCGCGGCCUUCCAUCUCGCGGGUUAGAGAGAUCGCCGAUCGUCCUCGGAACUCGGUCUAGGGUCCUAGGGGAGCAGUACGGCGGACAGGUUAGGGACGGACGGCCGCCAUUUUGGAGCGCGAGCCGUGGUCCGUGACAGCUAGGCGCUCUUCGCUCAUCGAUGCGGCGGCUCUCGCGCUUCCGCUCGUCCCGUUCGUGCGCCUCGACGUCGGAAUCGGUGAAAUCGGCGAAAUCGGCCUCCGGCUAACCGCGAGCACCGUCCCGGAACUACCCCGACGGCGCGCCGCCACCCUAGACGCCCAUUCGCGGCUCCGAAUCCCCGACCAUGGAGACUCCGAGGGAACGCGAGAUCGCCGCCGAGGACAGCAUCAAGGUGGUCUGUCGAUUCCGGCCGCUCAAUGACUCCGAGGAGAAGGCCGGCUCCAAGUUCAUCGUCAAAUUCCCCUCCGGCGGCGAGGAGAAUUGCAUCUCCAUCGGGGGAAAGGUAUAUCUCUUCGAUAAAGUUUUCAAGCCAAAUGCGACGCAGGAGAAGGUCUACAACGAAGCAGCAAAGUCUAUCGUCACCGACGUCUUGGCAGGAUACAAUGGAACAAUUUUUGCAUAUGGUCAAACGUCAUCGGGCAAGACGCACACGAUGGAAGGAGUUAUCGGUGACAGUGGCAAACAGGGUAUUAUUCCCAGGAUUGUCAACGACAUAUUCAAUCACAUCUAUGGCAUGGAGGAGAACCUGGAGUUCCAUAUUAAGGUGUCCUACUUCGAGAUCUACAUGGACAAGAUCAGAGAUUUGCUCGACGUGUCGAAGGUUAACUUGAGCGUGCACGAGGACAAGAAUCGAGUGCCAUUCGUCAAGGGGGCUACGGAGCGGUUCGUGUCCAGCCCGGAGGAGGUGUUCGAGGUUAUAGAGGAAGGAAAGUUGAAUCGUCACAUCGCCGUGACCAACAUGAACGAGCACAGUUCCCGAUCCCACUCGGUUUUCUUGAUCAACGUCAAGCAAGAGAACCUCGAGAACCAGAAGAAGCUCUCCGGCAAACUUUACCUUGUCGAUCUGGCAGGUUCGGAGAAGGUCUCGAAGACAGGAGCGGAGGGGACUGUCCUGGACGAGGCGAAAAACAUUAACAAGUCGUUAUCGGCCCUCGGUAACGUAAUAUCUGCCCUGGCCGAUGGCAACAAGACUCAUAUACCCUAUCGAGACUCGAAGCUCACGCGAAUUCUCCAAGAAUCCUUGGGAGGCAAUGCCAGAACUACGAUCAUCAUCUGUUGCUCUCCGGCGAGCUUCAACGAGUCCGAGACCAAGUCGACGCUGGACUUUGGUAAACGAGCCAAGACCAUCAAGAACGUCGUUUGCGUCAACGAGGAGUUGACGGCGGAAGAGUGGAAACGACGGUACGAACGCGAGAAGGAGAAGGCGGCUCGACUAAAAGGGAAGGUCGAGAAGCUGGAAUCGGAGCUGUCUCGAUGGAGGCAAGGUGAGACCGUCAAGCUGGAGGAGCAGGUCAACCUGGUGGAGGCUCCCGACGUCGUUUCCCCCAGUGUUGUGACCGUCGAAGCCGAAGUCGACGACGGUCCGAUGCCGGCCACUCCGGGCGGCGGCCUGAUGGCCGGCUCUCUCUCCAACGAAGAGAGGCAAAAGCUCGAGGAGGAACGCGAGCGGCUCUAUCAGCAGCUCGACGACAAGGACGAGGAGAUCAACCAGACCUCGCAGUUCGUGGAGAAGUUGAAGGAGCAGAUGGAGGAACAGGAGGAACUGAUCGCGUGCGCGAGGCGCGACUACGAGCAGCUUCAACAGGAGAUGAACCGCAUCCAGCAGGAGAACGAGAGCGCGAAGGAAGAGGUCAAGGAGGUCCUCCAAGCUCUCGAGGAGCUUGCCGUCAACUACGACCAGAAGUCCCAGGAGGUCGAUGCCAAGAACAAGGAGCACGAGGCCCUGACCGAGGAGCUGCUGGCCAAGCAGGUCGCGCUAAACACCACGACCACCGAACUGCAACAGCUGCGAGACAUGUCGGCCCACCAGCGCAAACGUAUCGUCGAGAUGCUCGCCAACUUGCUAAAGGAUCUUGGCGAGAUGGGCGUGGCAAUCGGCGGGGAUGAGAAUCUCAAGGUUACCCCGGACAGCAGCGGUAAGCUCGAGGAAGAAUUUACGGUCGCUAGGCUCUAUAUCAGCAAGAUGAAGUCGGAGGUGAAGAAUCUGGUACAGCGUUGCCAGGGACUGGAAUGCUUCCAAGCGGACUGUAACAAGAAGGUUUCGGAGUACGAAAGGGAGCUGGGCGAGUGCAGACUGCUGAUCUCGCAGCACGAAGCCAGGAUGCAAACCCUGACGGAGUCGAUGAAGGAGGCAGACGCUCGCAAACGUGCCCUGGAGGAGGACGUGGAUGCCCUCCGGGAGGAGUGCGCCAAGCUGAAAGCUGCCGAACAGGUGCAGGCAGUCAGCAACAAGGAGAAGGCCCAGGAGAAGGAGGCCGCCACGAAGAUGAGAGUGGCCCUGGAGCAGCAGAUGGACCAGUUGCGCGAUGCUCACCAGAAACAGGUGGCUGCUCUCAGAGACGAAAUUUCCGAGAAGCAGCAACUGAUCGGCGAGCUGAAGGACUUGAAUCAGAAAUUCACUCUGGCUCACCAGCAGAUGCAGGCUGACUACGAACGCCUAAAACAGGAGGAGGCGGAUAAGUCGAUCAAGCUGCAGGAGCUCAUUCUGACGAACGAGCGUCGCGAACAGGCAAGAAAAGACCUGAAGGGUCUCGAAGACACGGUGGCCAAGGAGCUGCAGACCCUCCACAAUCUUCGCAAAAUGUUUGUACAAGACCUCCAGGCUAGAAUUAAGAAGUCUGCCAAUGCCGAGGACAACGAAGACGAUGGCGGGUCGUUGGCACAGAAGCACAAGAUCUCCUUCCUCGAGAACAACCUCGAUCAGUUGACGAAAGUGCACAAGCAGCUCGUCAGGGACAACGCCGACCUCCGCUGCGAGCUGCCCAAACUUGAGAAACGACUCAGAGCGACCAUGGAACGCGUCAAAGCCCUUGAGACUGCCCUGCGAGAUGCCAAGGAUGGGGCGAUGAAGGAUCGCAAGCGAUACCAGUACGAGGUCGACAGGAUCAAGGAAGCCGUUCGACAGAAGAAUUUGGCUCGACGUGGUCCCAGUGCCCAGAUCGCCAAGCCGAUCAGGGCUGGCCAGCACCACAUGGGAGGAAUUAACGCCGUCAGGACCGGAAACCGAGAUGUGGAAUGUCAAGUACGGCGGACGUGAGAGUAACCCUGAAAAACCUGAAAAAAAAAUUCUCUUCACUUUUACAGAGAACGAGCGCAAGAGCGCGUUUGCCGACGAAAAGGACAGAGUUCCGAAGGUGAAUCUGAUUUACAACUCGUGCAUGUAAAGGGAAAAGGAGAAAAAGAGAGAGGAGAGAGCGAGAUAUCGAGGGAAGGGAAAGAUCGGGAGAGGAGCCCUUCGAGGUGGAGGCCGAUACCUCGGAGAGCCCUCCGGAGCUUCCCGCUUGCUUCUCCGGUCCCCCGAUUUCGGUUGGGCGACGGGACUCGGGCACGUGCCACCCGUCGACGUUUGUACAUAGUUGGUUAAUUGUCCUACAUGGUUUACCGCCGUCUACUUCUUGCUUUCCUCCUCUUUUUUUUCUCUUAUGCAUAUAUAUAUAUAUAUAUCUAGGUUCAUAAAUUAUCGAAGCGCUUAAAUACUUGCAAGGAAACGCGCUCGACGGCGCGUCGUCUCGAUCGAAGUUAGAAACGACGCGCGUCGCGGCCUGUGAGGUACGGUCGCGAUCACGGUCUACGAUCGAGGUGGGACGGUCGCCCGAGAUUCGCCGAAGGGACCGACAACGGGCGAUUUUCUUCUGCGGAUCCGGAGCGAUCGUUAGGUCGAGGAGCGACUUCGGGGACCGUCUCGCGGUUCGUCGCGUCAACGCGCGAGCAUCCUACUUCGGGGACGCUCCCGGAGAGACGACCCGUCGGAUGGGGAACGCGAUGCUUAAAAGACGUCCUCGGGAAUGGGAACGGCUCGAAGUCCCUCCACUCGGCGCCUAUUUAUUCGGUGUCGCGAACGAAGUCGUCCCCGCACCGUGAUACCAAUUAUUAAUUGUCUAUUUAAAUUAAUUUAUUAAUCCAUCCAUACCCCACGCACUUCAGAGGCUCUCGUCGUAGGAUUACGCGAACGUAUCUUCGGGCCUGCAAAACGUCCGGGGCAGUCGAGUUCCGUCGGUCUUUCGACGGAAAAACGAUCUUUGACUUGAGGUCGCCCAAACGGCCGGUCUCGCUUCCGAACCGAUUUCUAAGAAACGUGGAAAGAAGCGACGCGAUUCCUACGAGGCCCGAGGCGACUCGGGUCUUCUAAUUUUUCCCAGCUCGGGAUGUACCGCGCAACGUUAAUCUUAAGGAUUAUUUAUGCCGAAUUCCCAAGCUACUAAGUUACUCCGGCCUGGUACUUUGCCGGGGAACGGGGACUCGACCCGUCUCCCUUUGCUGCCUCGACGGAAGGGAACCUCCUUCGAAUCCAGGGGCGGACUCGAGCGACGGCUCUUUUUCCUCGUUCGAGGACCGAGACGAACCCCGCGUUACCUUAUAAAGAUCGUAGGCUAUUUAAUCGUCUCGCCGAUGUUCGCGACAGGCGUCGAUAUGGAAUUAAGGUUAUACUUUAAUCGAUUCCCGCUUAACGCUCGCUCUAAACGGUUUCUUAGCGGACGGCGCCGAGGUAGCGUCGUCUCUCGAGCCUCGGGACGUUUCCAAGAGGAUUCUCGAGAACUUCCAUGGAAUUACCCCGCGUACCAACGGUGACGUCCAUAGAUGAUAAUUGACGGUGCGCGUGGUCUCGCCUGUCUCGCCGAGUACGCAUUUUUCCCUUCGUUCUUUUUUCUUUUUCUCCGUCGAGCACCCGUCGCAUUUUACGCCCCGCCAAAGGGAUCCGUAGCAUUCCUGGAGGGCGGUUUAAUAAUAAUUAACGAUAACCGCGGGAAGACGCGAGCGAAACGUUGUCGCGGAGGACAGGCUUGCUUACCUUUAAGAACGUCACCGUCGAACGAGGUCGAAUUCCGCGUAGGAGAUUUUUUAGCCAGACGGGGAAGUCCCCUCCUCGAGAAAUGAAUUUUUCUCGCGAGGUCGACCGGUCCGUAGUCGGGCGCGGAGAGGUCCUCCGCCACCGAACGAAUUAUCGCAAUUUUUUCGCGCGAGCGUACCUUUCAUCGAGUGGCAAAAAAAGGAAAUUGAAAUUGCGGCCCUCUCCGUGCUCGGUUCGAGCUCCCACCUCGGAAGGGAGAGUCGAGACCCCCUUUCCUCCUCCCGCGAUCCUUGGUGUCCAUUUUCGUCUAUUCACGAAAGAUCCGUGAAUCCGCGCUCCGCGGCCUCGGCUAUCUCGGAGGUGUCGCGCGAGUUGCUUCCACGAUGUUACGGGCAAUGCGGAGGAAAAAUAAAGAAAGCCGCGGCCGGCGAGAAAGGAGCAGAGGAAUAAGAGGCGGACGAAAGAGUCGCGAUUAUUUUUCAUAAAUGCAAAGCACGAGAGAGAGAGAGAGAGAGAAAGAGAGCGUGUACGGAUGUUAAUCGUAGCGGAUAAUUGAAAAUAAUGAUCGUCGAUAUGGAACACUUAACUGCACACGGCCGCCGAUCGCAUCGUCGAAGCGAAGGUCGAUCUCUGAUCCGUACUUUACGUUGAUCUUUAAUUAUUAUCUUUCUUUUCUGACGCCCCGAGCAGCCCGAGGGACUUCUUAAUCACUGUCCAUUUUAAUCGUCUUCGAUUUUUUUCGAAAAGUCGAUCGAAUUGGGCAAUCAAUUGAUAACGGAUACGGAAAAUAUUCAUCGAAGGGCCUUUUAUUCGGCAAGGCCUUUCGCGAUUUUUUGGAUAACGAGUAGAAAUAUUAUCGACGAAUUCGUUAUUUGAGGUUUACAAAAUUCUGGGAAAUUUUUUUUAAUUUUCUUCUCUUUUUUCCAAAGGAGUUUAUCUCGUCGCGAAUUUUCUAACUAGUGACAUUUUAAUUCGCACGCAAGGUUUCGAGGACGCGUCGAAGCGAAAACGUUCCUCGAAAUUAUUGUAUCUCUCCUUUGCGAUUUUUCCAGGUUCGGAUCUACCUCGGCUGACAAAGUCGGAUCGCGCGAUUAAAAAAAGGUCUAGAUCGGCAAGACCGCGUAGCGAGAUCGCUGAUUUAUUUUAGGAUAGAUCCUUAGACUGUACGUGCAGGGUGUCGAGUGAGGGAGCGGGAGAGGCCGUAGACCCGGAAAAGUGCAAAACUACAAAAAAAAAAAAUGCAAGGCAAGGAAGCAAAAACACAUACCACUUAAUUGUAACGAAUGCUAUCAUUGGAAUUAAUCGUGAAGAAAGGGAAAUCUAGAAAAAAAAAAGGAGAGGGUGCGAGAGUGCGAGUGCGCAUGAGAGAGAGGAAGCUAUUACUAUUGCUACAAUUAUUAUCGAAUCGAUUAGGAGAAUGCUUACAAUUAAAGGCACGUGAAAAC